Messenger RNA from Chara braunii, 3170 nucleotides. The record is from the annotation of a GenBank genome assembly. Lineage: Eukaryota; Viridiplantae; Streptophyta; Charophyceae; Charales; Characeae.
GCCGUUAUCUUCUUGAUCGAUGACAACGGCCUUAGUUGGUACUGCUGCUGAGGGGUGGAGAAAUCGGAAGCGGGGAGGUUUACCUACGAUGGCACAAAGUUCAAGACAUUCUUCCUUACGUCUGUCUAUGACAGAGAGCGGAAAAACUGGGUCAGGAAGACAAGAAGGUGUCUCUUGACCAUCGACUCUUCCAAGGAUACGGGGUCAAGGCUUUGUCGAUGAAAGCGUUUGACGUGCGUGGGAACGGAACGGAGUUCCAAAUGCUAGAUCCGGAAAAGUUUCUUUCCAAAACUAAUGGCUACCGCGUGACUGGGUCCCUACCUGUCGUCGACAGCGCUUUCAUGCUCAGCAGACCUUUGGUCCAAUUCAACAGCCCGACGGACCAACUCGCCGCUUUCGUUACGCGAUACAGGGAAGAGUUCGCGAGGCUGCCUGCUGCCAAGCGAGUUGACUGUGUUUUCGUGCCGAUUGACGCGGGCCCCAAACGGUGCCAGGAUCAGCCGGCCAGAGCGGGUGAAAAGAGGAAGCAAUUGGCGAAUGCCCCGUCUUCGUCGGCUGCGGUUGUCGAGGCUCGCCCGCUCCGGUUCCGCCCUCGGAUCGGCAAAGUCGCGAUGCGGCCGAGCAGUCCAGCAAGGCCACAGACUACGACGACGGAGCUGUGCGCUAUCGGGCUGGUCCCCAGCAUCGUUCCCGGGGAGGUGCAGGUGCCUUUGAUGACGACGAAUGCGAGAGCCGAGAUGGGGAGGGCGGUGGUUGGGAAGGGGACGGCGGUGGUGAGGAGGGGAAGGGCGGUGGUGAGGAGGAGGAGGGCGGUGGUGAGGGGGAUGACGGUAAUGAAGGAGAUGUUGAAGAGUGCCAUAACAGGCUCCAUCAGUGCUGACUUGGGGGUGUGGGAUAGACCUGAGCUCGUUCUUGCGUUGGUUGACCCCAACGUCAUCGUCGGCGAGCAGGGAAGGCGAAUCACGCCAGACGAAUUCUUCCAGAGAGACUCUGCAGAGUUCGACUGGUAUGCUGUCUGCGGUCAGCAUACUGCCGAGGCCAUGAAACGGUUGGUUGUAAAGGACUCCCCCGCGGUCAAAGUCUACGGCCUCCGCACGUACUCUAAAGUGCGAGUCGUAUUUUUCGAUGAUGACCACACAAGCGGGUGCUUCAAUGUCUCCCUCUUCGACAACACACGGGAAAAUCGCGCCAUGAUGUUAUCCUUCCAGCAGGCUAUGCGCGAUAUGCGGCAAUGGUGGAUCAACAACAACAGGAUCGAGGCACCCAAAGCUAAGGUCAGCGAGAAGGAUGUCGUCGCCGUUGCGCAUCAGAAAACGUGGCAGAACUUCCUGAGGGCCUGCAUGCGGAAGGCGUGCGACAAGGCGUUCGUGAAACAGGCACUCGACAACGAAUACAGCAAGGAUUGGAGUAACAAACUCCGGGGGUACCUGAACCUCGCCACGUCCACCCGCACGGUUUGGCCGCUGAUGGAGAAGUUCUUCGCGAUGUCCGAGGAGGGUAAGCUGCCAAUCGGCAACAGCAAGAUCCCACUUGAGAUGUCGGGGAGGAUGGAGGGGCGCCUGCCCGGCCCGUACACUGACGAGAACAAGGGACAACGGACUUUGUACCACUGCAUAUAUGCGAGAGAUGGUCCCAAGGGCUCCACUGUGUCCUGGAAGGAUUUGUGUCCUACGUACUUCAAGAACUUCGGGGACAUGACAUGCCGCGAGAGAGAAGUCGCGCUACUCCUACUCAUGUCGCGGAAAGUGGUGGCAACAUCAGUGAGAGUCACGCCUCCAAGGGUGAACACAGAGUGCCUCCUCGAUAUUAUGCGCAAGGAGAGAUACAUGGUCUGCAUGUUCAACUACGUCGUGUUUUGCGCCGAGGGAAGGGCAGGGGACGAAUGGAACGACGACUUCUUCAUGUCGUACAAGGACCUGGAAGAGAGGUAUGCUUCAAACAGGCUAUGCGCAGAUGAAUGGGAGAAGGAACUGGAAAAGCUGCAUAGCAACUUAGUGAAGACGAUCCCUCGGCGACUUGGAGGAGUGGACGAGGCAAGGCAAGGUGCGGGUUUGGGGCCUACAGAAGUGAUGUACAAGGAAGCUCCGUUUCACUUUAAGGUCUUUAUAUACACCGCGAUCGAUAAGCUCGAUAUGCUUCGAGCGGAGGUAAAACGGAUCGCCUCCAGUGCAUGCCAUCUUGUGUGGGACAAACUCGGCAGGCAGACCACAUUACUUCCUGUAUGCAUGCGGUCAAAGGAGGUUAUGGCGGCGUCCGUCGACAUCAUCGCUGCCGCACAAAAAAUGGCAUGCAGGGCCGUCAUCGUGGACAUCUCGGCCGCGAAUUUCAGGAGUGCAUGGACCUCGCAGGACUUCGAUGCACUGUAUGCAAUGAUGGCGAAGUGUUGUGGCGGGGAGUGGAAAAUGGCGGUGACGUAUGUCUCGAAGGGUUGGAGACCGUUUCCCCGCAUGGGAAAGGACAGCUGGCUGAAGACGACGGAGCAAUCAAUACUAUACCGCUGUCAGAAAGAGAACCUCGGGGAGAGUGAAUCAUCCAUCGCGGCAAAGGCGAAACAAUUGUUCGACGCCUUGGGAGCCACUCGGCAGUUAGAGUACUCACACAAGUUUUACGAGCUGCAGUCAAGCCCCUCGUACGGCAAAAUUGAUUGGAAGGCGGCCACAAGGAACACGAUGGGUGAACAAAGGGAAGAUGGCGAGACGACGUUGGGCGUGAAGCCUCCGUUGCCAGAGGCGGGGAACACGCCCGCAGGCAAAAACACCAUCAGAGCCAUCUCUGUCGCAACGGGGGAUACAUCACAAGGUGAAAAAGUGUCACUCAACAAGUCGGCGGAUGCGGGCGCCACAUACGGGAAUCUCCUCGCGACAGGUGCGGCGCUGGCAGACACAUCGGAGAUGGAGUCAGAGUCCACUGCUGGGAUGGGCGUCACGGGGAUGUCGUUGCAUCCGCCCACAUGCACUAGCAAAGGUGACGCACAUUGUACAACAACACCACAGGGAGGGGUCACAGGGGAUGACGGGAAUGGAGGGAAUGCAGGGGGGGCUCCACGUUCUCGCAAUAUUGAGGACAUGACGACGGACGAUGAGGAUGGGGUAGAAGGCGGAAAGGGCGUGAGCGAUCUCAUGCUUGCAGACAAUGAGGGGUGAGACAGGGAAUGAACUUGAGGGGAAUCC